CUCAGGGAACUGUGUGUGCAAGAUGGGAGUCUAUGGACCCAAGUGUGACGAGUGCCACCCAGGAUUCUUCCACUUCAGCAGCACCGGCUGUCGGCCCUGUCAGUGCAAUAAUCACACCAACUACUGCCAUCCACAGUCCGGAGUGUGCCUGAACUGUGUGGGAAACACCCARGGGUCCAACUGUGAUGAGUGUAAGCCUGGUUUCUUCCGAAGUCCUGGUUCUGGUCUGACCGAAGCCUGUGCCCCGUGCCCCUGCUCCAACUCUACUUCCACCGGCACCUGUCAUGCCGACUCCAGUGGCUCUCUGGUGUGUGAGCGGUGCCUUCUUCCCUUCAGUGGUCGGCUCUGUGAUGAGUGCAGCACUGGCUUCUACAAAGCAUCAGGAGCUUGUGUGCCAUGUGACUGCAGUGGGAACGCGGACCCUCAUGGACCGGCCCAGCUCUGUCACCCUGACACUGGUCACUGCUUCAGCUGCAUCAACAGCACCUUCGGGCCCCAGUGCCAGUUCUGUGCUCCUGGAUUCAUCGGGGAUGCUCGAGCACACAACUGCACCCGUCUAGCACCUCGGCUCAUUCCAGCACCAGCUGAUCCAACUACACCUGCGGCCCCCACCUCCUCUUACACCAGCACCACGAUGACCUCUGCUACAACCAGACACGUCCCAGCCUCCAAGGCUAGCACCAACACCAGCACGACGCCAAGCAGCACCACCACCCAGGCCCUGCUGACCAGCCUGAGCAGCCCCACCGACAACACCACAGCAGCCCUGACCGAGGUCUCGUGGACCCAGUUCAACAUCAUCAUCCUCGCUGUCAUCAUUCUGGUGGUCCUGCUACUGCUUGGCUUUGUUGGGGGGGUGUACAUGUAUCGGGAGUAUCAGAACCGCAAGCUCAAUGCCCCCUUCUGGACCAUCGAACUGAAGGAGGACAACAUCAGCUUCAGCAGCUACCACGAUAGCAUUCCCAACGCCGAUGUGUCGGGGCUCCUGGAAGACGAGGCCAACGAGGUGGCCCCCAACGGACAGCUCGCUCUCACCACUCAGGGGAACUGCUACAAGGCUUAGACCUGGAUCACGUGGACUUACAGGCAACAGAAAGCUGCUGAUCUAUGACUGCUUGUUUCCCUCACUCACACUCAGCAAAGUGACAGAAAUCAGAAAUGUGAUCAAAGAUAUGCAAGAGAGACGUAGAGUUUCCUCCAGAAAUGUUUUCACUUUUUCGUAGAGUUUAAUUUGUGAAAUGAGUGAAAAAGGGAUCCAAAGAAUAUUCAGUAAGUCAGACCAGAGCCUGUAGAGGGCGCCAUUGUGUUAUUUCAGUUUGGUACAAGCAUCCACUCACCGGCCAAUUUAUUAGGUUCACCUCUUUAGUUGCUCUUUAAUACAAUUAUCCAAUAAUUAACCACACGGUAGCAUUUAGGCAUGGAGACGUAGUGAAGACCACUUGAAAGUUCAAAGUGAGCAUCAGAGCGUGGAUCUAAGUGAAGGUGGUGUGGUUGUUGGUCUGAGUAUUCCAGAAACUGCUGAUAUGUGAUUUUCAUGCAUCUCUAGGAUUUACUGAGAGCAGUCCCAAAAAGAGAGGAAAACAUUUCAUGAGCAUGAGAUGUGAGGAUGAAAACUCCUCGAUGAUGUCAGAGGGCAAAGGAGAAUGAGCAGACUGGUUGGAAACGACAGAAAGGCAACAGUAGCUCAAAUAACCACUCKAUCCAGCCGAGGUCUGCAGGAAACCAUGUCUGAACACAACAUGGAGCAGAUGGUCUGCAUCAGCAAAAGAUCACCCUGCUGUCACCCUGAAGCUACAGUUUCCACACAAUCACCAAAACGGGACAAUAAAGCCUUGUCUGGAUUCCAGUGGCCUCCACAGUCUCCAGGUCUCAGUCCAGUGCAGCAGCUUUGGGACUUGGUGGAACAGGAGAUCCACAUCAUGGAUGUUCAGCUGACAAACCUGAAGCACCUGAGUGAUGCUGUCAUGUCAGCUUGGAGCAAAAUAUCUGGGAAAUAUUUCCAACAACUCAUUGAAUCUGUGCCAGAAAGUGGGGGUCCAAGGAAAGGCCCACUAGGAAAGUGGGCCUGAUAAAGAGGCCAGUGAGUGCAGAUCCAGAACCAGUCGGAGGAUUUAAUGGGAGAAAAGCAUUUCAUGUAUUUUUUAAAAAAAAGGACCAUUUAAGUUAUUUUGGGUCACUGGUGUAGUGAUCCUAAACAAUGAGACAAUGAUUGUUAUUUAAUGAGUUUUUACUCUGUUUAUUUAUUGGUUGAGYGUUUGUUCCUGGGAGAAAUGCUGCACUUGUUUAUUUCUGGAGUUUUGAGCUGUUUUGAUCCGGGCCCGUGUUUCUAUGUACAGUUGGUGCGUUUUGGACUGAGUCCGAGUGGAAGACUGCUGACAGAGCAUUAAUGACCUCACCUUUUGUUUCUAACUUCCUGUCCUUCGUUAAAGUGUGUCAGAGGAGUGGUUUAUUCUUUGUUGUUUGUUUGUUUUUUUAAAGAAACAGUGAUCACCAUCAGGCACUACUGCAGGGAAGUGACACACUGUUGGCCCAUGUCACAUCCUAAUCCAACCUGCUCUUUGCUGCCUACCUCAGCAAAAGUUCAAUCAAUCUGAAAAUCAUUAAAGUUUAACAAAGGGUGUGUGACUGAGCUGAUAAGAGCCUUUGAUGCCUGAAACAGUAUUCUAGUGUUCAUGCUGUCGUAAAGGAACUUCUGUGCACUUAACACCUAACCCUGUGUUUCAGCUGUGCGUGCUUCUUUUUACUACAGUUAUUGAGUAAAGAUAAUUAUGGAAGUAACUCCUCAGGUACUGGCACGCUCCCUAAUGUGAUGACUGUAAAUAUUAUCCUUAAUGUACAGAUGAAUGUGAAUAGUAGCACUAUUAUUGUACAGGUAGAAUACUGUGUGUACACUGUAACUCUACAACACUUUCACUCUCCUUUGGCAGUGGGGUGAUGCCAUCGCCCCGCUGCUUUUUCUAUUGUUGUUUUCAUUUCUUAUUCUAAAAGGACUUGGCCAUAAACACAGCUGCAGGACUCAAAAGCACCCAGACUUCAAAAACWUUGAAGACAAUGUAAAUAAUGCUCCGAAAUCAAAAGUCAGCUCUUAAAUAAAAUGGGUUUAACUGUUUUGGUUGUGUCUCACUCUGAGUACUUUAUAGAUUUUACACUUGUUUUCAUUGUAUUCUAUGCUCUGCUCAGAGCUGAACGUUGUCUUUAUUGUUGUCAUAUUAACCACAGUCCUUCCUCUUUUUCAUUUCACUCUGCCUCAUUCAGCACAUUCUGACGAUGGCGUCAAACCAAAACAGUUGAUAGCGGUGGUUUGGGUUCAUUCACCUGUGUCUACAUGUGUGAAUGGGUUUUUAUAUCAGUCUGUUAGCGAAAUAUCUUAUGAACCAUUGGACCGGUUUAAAUAAAUCUUUCAAAGUAAA
This is a messenger RNA of Austrofundulus limnaeus, 3410 nucleotides long. Its product is annotated as multiple epidermal growth factor-like domains protein 9. NCBI's taxonomy places the organism in Eukaryota, Metazoa, Chordata, Actinopteri, Cyprinodontiformes, Rivulidae. Gene Ontology annotation, biological process: tissue development; animal organ morphogenesis. The record is from RefSeq and is a predicted model, not a curated record.